UGAUUGGCUAUGCUUCGAACCUGUUCAGACAUCCUAUUUCCCUGUGACGUGAUAUAUAAAUAGAUCUAACAUUCUCUUCUGUGAUACUGACGUUGGACAAAGAUGACGAAGACAAAGCAUUAUAUUUUAUUGGCAUUAGGAUGUUCUAUUCUUUUCGCAGGUGCCCAAGCUUUAGACGAUGAUGGUGACAACAAUAAAGUAAAACUGAAAGAUGGUAGUGGCAAAAGUCGGGACAGGUCAAGAACUGAGAAAAAAGUAGUUAAAAGAGGUUCAUUUGUAACACAAGAAAGUCCAACUAGAAGUGAAUCUUUCCAAUUACAUUUAACAGAUACUAAAAGUAACGUUCCAAAAGAACACCUGGGAAGCGGCAAAUUGCGGGCCAUUCUAUUGAAAACGAUCAAAAAGAUUGCAGUUCCUAAUGAUUUUAAUGGUAAUGGAAUACAUAAUGCUCUUGCCAAAUAUAGUAAGGAAAAUGGUGUUUUGAAUUAUCUUAAGGUUGAUACUGAUGGUGAUGGAGUUCCUGAUCAUUUAGAUGAUGAUGAUGACAAUGAUGGUAUUCCUGAUUCUAAAGAUAACGACAGAAAUGGAGUUGUAAUAAAUACUUUGAUGGAAAUAGAUACAGAUGGUGAUGGGGUUCCUGAUUAUAUAGAUGAUGAUGAUGACAAUGAUGGUAUUCCUGAUGAACUGGACGACGAUGAUGACGGUGAUGGGAUUCCUGAUGACCAAGAAAUAGAUACAGAUGGUGACGGGAUUCCUGAUUAUAUAGAUGAUGAUGAUGACAAUGAUGGUAUUCCUGAUGAACUGGACGACGAUGAUGACGGUGACGGGAUUCCUGAUGACAAAGAAGUAUAAUUCUGAUGGUGAUGAAAUUCCAGAUAAUUUAGAUGAUGAUGAAGACAAUGAAGAGAUGCAAGACGAUUUAGAUAAUUUAUGACUUUUAGAUUAAAAUUCUUAUUGUAAAGCAGUUUUUUCUCUAUCAAAAAUGUUUUUAUAAUCACAUUUAUUAUUAUACGGAUUUGUAUGUAGUAUGUACAAAAAUAGAUUUACUAUCUUUUGGUUAGUGUUCAGAUUAAUUCUCUGUAUUUGGUUUUUUGAAUAUUUAUUACUUCUUAAUUUUGCACCACAAUUCAAAUUCUUCCAUUUUGAUCCUUCAGUGCUGUACUGGCAUACUAAUCUAUUUUAAUUUCCAAUUCCAUUAAUUUAUGUCUAGGCAAAUAAAAUUAUUUGUGACGUAAUAAGCUUACCAAAUUUGAUUGUUUAGUUUUCAGGUGCCUAAACUAGUGACUAUCUUAUAACUUAUAAAAUACUAUUUUGUGAACACUACCAGAAAUGAUGUGUUUUAUAUAUGUAUGUAUUUGUAAAUGCUCAUGGAAGUGCUCCAACUGUAUGAAUUAGUGAAAUAACUAACAUUUUAUGCACUGACUGAUCUAAUCAGACCAAAUUUUUUUGGAUAAACAUUACUUUAUGUAUUCACAUCAAGGCAAACAGAUUUUUUAUGUUUAUUUCAAUGUAAUUCAGUUAAAAAUGAUUGUCUUUAUCUAAUUUGUGUGUGUGAGUGCAAAACAUACGUCUAUCCUUUAAAAUAGUUUUUCUCAAAGACUUAUAAAGUAUUUCAAAAUUGCAAAAACUUUUUCACUUGUCAUGUUUUGUUAAAAAUAAACAUUAUUUUCUACUUAA
This is a messenger RNA of Biomphalaria glabrata, 1677 nucleotides long. Its product is annotated as thrombospondin-3b-like. The record is from RefSeq and is a predicted model, not a curated record. Gene Ontology annotation, molecular function: calcium ion binding. The transcript is spliced from 3 exons. The coding region runs from base 103 to 852 and encodes 249 amino acids. Lineage: Eukaryota; Metazoa; Mollusca; Gastropoda; Planorbidae.